Messenger RNA from Zonotrichia leucophrys gambelii, 495 nucleotides. RefSeq names its product zinc finger protein with KRAB and SCAN domains 1-like. Gene Ontology annotation, molecular function: RNA polymerase II cis-regulatory region sequence-specific DNA binding; DNA-binding transcription factor activity, RNA polymerase II-specific. The transcript has 2 exons. The annotation marks the transcript as partial. NCBI's taxonomy places the organism in Eukaryota, Metazoa, Chordata, Aves, Passeriformes, Passerellidae. The record is from RefSeq and is a predicted model, not a curated record. Gene Ontology annotation, biological process: regulation of transcription by RNA polymerase II.
AUGGAAAAGGAAGCUGUGAGGAAGAGGAAGGAUCCCUGGGAUACCCAGGCAGACAAGGAGCUGAAGAUGGAGAUCAGGGAGGAAAAAUCUCCAUGGAAGAACCUCAUGGACGAGGCUGUUUUGCGUGACUCCACAGUGCAGAAUUCCACUGGGGAGGAAAAUCCCCAGAGAUCCUGCAGGAGCAGGGGCUGCAAACCCAGCCCAGGGAACUCUGAGGAGGAAAGACCCACUCUGAGCCAAGAAGGUGGACAGAGCUUCAGCCAGAGCUCAGAGCUGGUGGUCCAUGAGCAGCUUUAUCAUGGGGAGAAGCCCCAGAAGUGCCUGGAGUGUGGGAAGAACUUCAGACGGAGCAGCACCCUGAUCAGCCACCAGAUGAUCCACACUGGUGAAUGGCCUUACGAGUGUGGAGAAUGUGGAAAGGGCUUCAGCUGCAGCACCCACCUCAUCACGCACAAACGUGUCCAUACCGGAGAGAAGCCCUACAAGUGUCCCCAU